Cylindrotheca closterium is the source of this 780-nucleotide messenger RNA. The record is from the annotation of a GenBank genome assembly. NCBI's taxonomy places the organism in Eukaryota, Bacillariophyta, Bacillariophyceae, Bacillariales, Bacillariaceae.
AUGGCAGUCUUAUUCCGACUGCAUGUAUCAUGUCAUGAUCGUCUUAGCCUAGUACCGGUACCGGUAUGCCUAUUCUGGGUUUUGGUGGUUGUGAGUCUCUUCAGCAGCAGCUACCAUCAGGCGUCGGCUGAAGAAAUUGAAAUUGUAAUUGUAAUCGAUCCUUGGAUCAUUCCGUUUGACAACCUCCCGUAUCCGGCAAGGUCAGCGGUUCAAGGAGACGUGGUUUCGUUUCGCUACAGCGGGAAUCACAAUGUCUAUGUGUCUUUACAUUCAAGUUCUGACUCUCAAACAGGCGACGACGACAACGAGUCAUCCUUUCGAUGUGACACGCAAAAUGCGACAAUUGUGGGUGCUUCGGGUGCCAGCAUUGCCAACUAUACUUUGCCGCUAUCAGAUGGCAGUAGCAGCAGCAGCAGCAGCAGUCAGAGUUUGAUAACAACUGCGACCUUCUUUUGCAACUACACAAGCCACUGUGAACGAGGUCAGCAGCUUCAAUUCAACAUUUAUCCUUCAAGAGACAACAUUCCUCCAACACAAGCCCCUUCAAUAAUUCCGACCAUGCUUCCAUCGACAUCUGUACCAAGUAUGGCUCCAACAGUGGAAGUGACCGCACCUCCAUUUGUGCCGCUAUUCAAUACCACUUUCGCGCCAACGACGUCCGGUUUGGCUUCUCAGGCUAGUAGUAGGCCUUAUUUGCCUUUGAUGAGAAUAUGGAAUUUAUCCAAUGCAAUGGCAUCAUUGCUGAGUAUUGUUGUCACGGUCCAGCUGUUGCUUCAGUAA